ACCGACAGCAUUCAAAUAGCCUAAUCAAAGAAGCUCUUAAUAUAAGUCGGAUUUGAUGAGACUUUGCGAUACAGCUGCUUGAUAUCUGAAUUCCGUAAAGGCAGCAAUGGCUGGCGUUGAAGAGAAUUACGACAUUUAUGAGUGCUGCAAGAUUUAUCCCGGUGAACAUGAAAACGGACAUAUCAAAAGAUUGAGGAGUAUUGAAAUGAACACUGAAGAAAGUGGAAACGAGGAAAGUGAAAAUAGGGAAAGUGGAAACAUGGAUAGUGGAAAUAAGGAAAGUGAAAAUUCGGAACGGGAAAACGCGAAAACAUUUCUUGGAACAAAAGCUCAGUUUUGCGCGGCAUUUUAUCAUGUUCACAAGUGGUUUGAUAAUCCAACAAAACGUAUUAUUCAGUAUCAUUGUCUUGACAAGGACAACUGUAUUAUCGCUAAACGAGCGAUGUCGGAGAGUCGGAGAAGAAAUAUAGAGGGAGAACCAGUUAAGCAUUGGUCUGUGAAACCGAAAGACGUAGUGGCUAUCGUCCGGUUUGAAGACAGCCAAGGUACAACUCUGUACGAAGCCAGGUAUACCAACUGCCACAAUGAUAAAAAACACGCUGAGGAUUUCUUUGAAGAUGACAUAGAAAAUGGGCGCUUGGCAGAGAUAGUGAAAGCCGGCAAAGAUGGAAAAAUAACGAUGUUCUUGACCCUACAACCUUGCAACGAAUCGAUAAGUGUCGAAGGAACCUCAAAUACUCUUGCCGAUCAAAGUUGUUGUGAAACACUGGUCAAGAUUUACACUGGAAUACUUCGCGACAGGAGCAUACGUUUGUGCGUUAAAGUAACUCACAAAAAUCGAUUGAGUUUCAGGCCUGAAAAAGACGACAGAAACGAGACUUUACGCCAGCGGGCUGUGGCGGGAAUCACGGCAUUAAUGCUAAUUGGCGUUGAAGUCGAGAGCAUGACAAGGGAGGACUGGAAAUACCUUUUUCGUCUGACAGAAGCAGAAUUUACAGGAGAUAAAAGGCGCUCAGAUUUAGAUAAAAAUGUUGAAGAUACUCUCGCGCAAAUAAAGCAGUUCACAGGAUCGUUGUCAUCGUCUUUAUCUUUGCUUUCGUUGGUCCUUCGCGAGUUAUACAGCGAACAACAACAACAACAACAACAACAACAGCAGCAGCAACAACAACAACAACAACAACAGCAGCAA
Molecule: messenger RNA, 1189 nt
Organism: Dendronephthya gigantea
Lineage: Eukaryota; Metazoa; Cnidaria; Anthozoa; Malacalcyonacea; Nephtheidae
Exons: 2
Biological process (GO): regulation of transcription by RNA polymerase II
Cellular component (GO): nucleus
Molecular function (GO): transcription cis-regulatory region binding
Source: RefSeq, a predicted model, not a curated record